AUGGCGUUCUCAGGGAUGCGAUGGGGUGAUGAAGAGGACGACCUACUACCACAACGCACGGAGAGUGAACCCGAUUCAAACGGCGUCCGUCAGAUUAUUGAGUGGAAAGUGAAUGAGGCUGGCGAUAAAGUGAAGAUCAUCAAGAAGGUCAAGAAAGUGACGGAGGUUGAACGCAUCAGCAAGCGCGCUCUCGAGCGUAAAAAGUGGGCCAAAUUUGGUGACGCUUUGAACGAUGGCGAUGGAAGCAAUGUUACUUAUAUGUCGUAUGAAGAAGUCAAGCUUGAUGACCCUAACGCGGAUCAGGUGCUGCCCGGUGAGAAGAAAGAGGAGGAGAACAUUUUUGCUGGUGUCAAAAAUUCGUCUAUCGUGGUCUGUCGCCAUUGUGGCAUGGUGGGUGACCACUGGACGCUUAAGUGUCCGUAUAAAGAUACACCUAAAGAUGAGCUGGAGCAAGAUAUGGCCAAGCGCGCCGAGUCUGGUGAGACCGCAGAAGCAGCAGCCUCAUCCGCUAAUCUCGGUGCGCGUAGCUCUGCUUUAGAUGACGCCUCUGGCCCCAGCAAGUACGUACCGCCCGGUCUUCGUGGUCGUGUAGGUGCCACUGGUGGUGAUGCUGGUGGCGAUAAUGCACGCGACGACAGCGCGACGCUACGUGUGACUAACGUAUCGCCAGACACACGCGAAGACGAUCUUAAGGAGCUGUUUCGCGCUUUUGGCCCUGUAUCCCGUGUGUAUUUGGCUAAAGACCGUGAAACGUUCCAGUCCCGUGGUUUUGCUUUUGUGAGCUUCAUGUAUCGAGAAGAUGCAGAGAAGGCCUUGAACAAAUUGCAGGGCUACGGCUAUGAUCACUUGAUUCUUAAGCUGGAGUGGGCCAAGCCUUCGACUAAACCCGCAAAUGAAGAUGCUGGUAGCAUGGGCACUACUUUCCGCUCUGGUUACGGAAAGGCUUUGCCACAGAACGUAGCCCCUCCUCCACGCAAGUAA
Messenger RNA from Plasmopara halstedii, 981 nucleotides. RefSeq names its product eukaryotic translation initiation factor 3g1. Gene Ontology annotation, molecular function: translation initiation factor activity; RNA binding. The transcript has a single exon. Lineage: Eukaryota; Oomycota; Peronosporomycetes; Peronosporales; Peronosporaceae. The record is from RefSeq and is a predicted model, not a curated record. Gene Ontology annotation, cellular component: cytoplasm; eukaryotic translation initiation factor 3 complex. Bases 1 to 981 code for a protein of 326 amino acids.